Messenger RNA from Diceros bicornis minor, 2306 nucleotides. RefSeq names its product diacylglycerol O-acyltransferase 2 (gene DGAT2). The transcript is spliced from 8 exons. The record is from RefSeq and is a predicted model, not a curated record. Gene Ontology annotation, molecular function: diacylglycerol O-acyltransferase activity. Gene Ontology annotation, cellular component: endoplasmic reticulum membrane. Bases 194 to 1279 code for a protein of 361 amino acids. Gene Ontology annotation, biological process: triglyceride biosynthetic process. NCBI's taxonomy places the organism in Eukaryota, Metazoa, Chordata, Mammalia, Perissodactyla, Rhinocerotidae.
GCUGUGCUCUCGGCUGCUGCUCUGGCCGCUCCGGGCCGCGCGCCUCCGGCUUACCGCGCGGUAGCCUCCCCCGCAUCGGCGCCGUCCCUGGGCUUCCGUGCUCCGGGCGAAGCCCUGGCCGGGCGGCCGGGGCAUGGGCAGGGGCGCGGGGUAAGGCGGCUUCCCGCAGGGGCGUGAGUGCACCGGCUUCAGCAUGAAGACCCUCAUAGCCGCCUACUCCGGGGUCCUACGAGGCACUGGCUCCAGCAUCCUCUCUGCCCUCCAGGACCUCUUCUCCGUCACUUGGCUCAACAGGUCCAAGGUGGAAAAGCAGCUGCAGGUCAUCUCAGUGCUGCAGUGGGUCCUGACCUUCCUCGUGAUGGGAGUGGCCUGCAGCGUCACCCUCAUAUACACGUUCUGCACCGAUUGCUGGCUCCUCGCCGUUCUCUACUUCACCUGGCUCGUGUUUGACUGGAACACGCCCAAGAAAGGUGGCAGGAGGUCACAGUGGGUCCGAAACUGGGCUGUGUGGCGCUACUUUCGAGACUACUUUCCCAUCCAGCUGGUGAAGACGCACAACCUGCUGACCACCAGGAACUACAUCUUUGGAUACCACCCUCAUGGCAUCAUGGGCCUGGGUGCCUUCUGCAACUUUAGCACAGAGGCCACGGAAGUGAGCAAGAAGUUCCCUGGCAUAAGGCCCUACCUGGCGACGCUGGCCGGCAACUUCCGGAUACCAGUGCUGAGGGAAUACCUGAUGUCCGGAGGCAUCUGCCCUGUGAACCGGGAUACCAUAGACUACUUGCUUUCCAAGAAUGGGAGUGGCAAUGCCAUCAUCAUCGUUGUGGGGGGCGCAGCCGAGUCCCUGAGCUCCAGGCCCGGCAAGAACACGGUCACCUUGCGCAACCGCAAGGGCUUUGUGAAACUGGCCCUGCGCCACGGAGCCGACCUGGUUCCCAUCUACUCCUUCGGGGAGAAUGAGGUGUACAAGCAGGUGAUCUUUGAGGAGGGCUCCUGGGGCCGAUGGGUCCAGAAGAAGUUCCAGAAGUACAUCGGCUUUGCCCCAUGCAUUUUCCACGGCCGAGGCCUCUUCUCCUCCGACACCUGGGGGCUGAUGCCCUACCCCAAGCCCAUCACCACCGUGGUGGGUGAGCCCAUCACCAUCCCCAAGCUGGAGCACCCAACCCAGCAGGAUAUCGACCUCUACCACGCCAUGUACAUGGAGGCCCUGGUGAAGCUCUUCGACAGGCACAAGACCAAGGUCGGCCUCCCGGAGACUGAGGUCCUGGAGGUGAACUGAGCCAGCCCUCAGGGAUCAGUCCCUGGAGGAACCAGCUGCAAAUCGUUUUCUACCAAGUUCUCGAGUGCUUUUGUUCUGUAAAUUUAGAAGCGUCAUGGGUGUCUGUGGGUUAUUUAAAAGAAAUUAUAAUAAUUUUGUUAAACCAUUAUAAUGUUAGGUCUUUUUUAAGAUGGAAAAAGUGAAUAUUUCACAGUCUUUCACUUCCAGUUGUCCUGUUCUAGGUGGUGGCUAACACAUCUGGGUCCUUUAUGGUUGCUCAACCAACCCCUCUACUUCCCUUCCCAAAAAUGCAGAAAAAGCUCUGUCCUGUUAACUGGGGAAGAAGGACAGCCAUUAGUGACUCAAACCGGUUAGAUUAUUUGCUCUUUGCCCCUGGGAUGAGGGGCAGAAGCCACUGGUAAUACAAACAGCUCUAUUCGCAGCUCCCCCAGCCUUGACUGCAGGACUAGUUCCUCUUACCAAGGUGAAGACUCGGAGGGUACAGUUUUCCCAUGUUGAAGAGUGCAGGGAUGAACAGCUGGAAUGCUCCAGCUUAGUCUCUUUUCUGUCACCAACCCCGCUCCCGCCCGUCUUUCAAACCUGAGCCUGGACUGGCCUUGAGAGCAAGAAGGGGAGUGGCAGUGAUCCCGUGCUGGGGAGCAGAGCUGUCUCAGAUGCAGCAUCUUUUGGAUUAUCCAGCCGCCCCAUUCUCCUUGGAGUCACUGAUUUUCAUCAGGGGGCUGACGCCGUGGACCCAGCCCUGACUUAGCCUUGGCCUGGAUCACAUACUUCCCAGUGGCCUUGGUUUGUUUAACCCACACCCCAAGUGUGGUGUGAGGAAGAGGGUGCUCUUCCAGUGCACAGAGGGGCCUGGUCUUCUGAGCAGCAGAUUGGUUCCAGGACAGAAGGCCCCUCAACCCACGUCUCACAUAUUUGUGCCUUUCUGAGAGGGCGGGGGCCAGCCCCUCCUCAGAGUUCUGUUUUUUCUUGAUCAUUAUACAUGUCAGACGUUUGUAUAUUCCUCAAUGAAUAAAUGAAAACGAGAGUC